This is a messenger RNA of Gossypium arboreum, 763 nucleotides long. Its product is annotated as actin-depolymerizing factor 5-like. The transcript is spliced from 3 exons. The record is from RefSeq and is a predicted model, not a curated record. Gene Ontology annotation, cellular component: actin cytoskeleton; cytoplasm. Gene Ontology annotation, biological process: actin filament depolymerization; actin filament bundle assembly. Lineage: Eukaryota; Viridiplantae; Streptophyta; Magnoliopsida; Malvales; Malvaceae. Bases 9 to 563 code for a protein of 184 amino acids. Gene Ontology annotation, molecular function: actin filament binding.
GAACUUUAAUGGCAUUUCCAAACUUAUUUCUUUAUAUAAACCCCAUUACCACUCUCUUUUCUUGCCACCUUCAGUUUCAAAGUUUCAGCUACCAAAGCAAAUUCAGCUCACUCAAACAACAACCAACAACAAUGGCAAUGGCUUUCAAGAUGACUACAACUGGGAUGUGGGUCACUGAUGACUGCAAGAACUCAUUCAUGGAGAUGAAAUGGAAGAAAGUGCAUAGAUAUAUAGUUUUCAAGAUCGAUGAGAAAUCAAGGCGGGUUACCGUCGAUAAGGUCGGCGGACCUGGCGAAAGCUAUGAUGAUCUUACUGCUUCAUUGCCCAUCGAUGAUUGCCGAUAUGCUGUCUUUGAUUUUGAUUUCGUCACCGUUGAUAACUGUCGGAAAAGCAAGCUCUUCUUCAUUGCAUGGUCCCCAGCAGCAUCAAGAAUAAGGGCAAAAAUGCUGUACGCAACAUCCAAAGACGGGCUGAGGAGAGUGCUAGAUGGAAUUAGCUACGAAGUUCAAGCAACUGACCCAACUGAAAUGGGGAUUGAUGUGAUUAAACACAAGGCCAAUUAGGACUAAUCAUGAUUAAGUUUUAGAUUUAUAAACCAUCUUGCUCUUUUAUUUAAUAACUCCAACAACAUGUGCUGUCAUUUUUUUUUCUUUUUCUUUUCCCUGUUGUUGUGAUUUUUUUUGGCUAGAUUUCUAGCACUAAUGUAAGUUAAUCUUAAUGUAAUAAUAUUUUGAUGUUCCAUGUGUGCUUGGUUGUGAGCAAA